CGGAGCUCGCGGCAGUUCUGAGUUCACAGCAGUCAGCAAAAUGGCGUCGUUGUGGACGGUGAUGUCAUUUGUGUUCUCGUUGCUGCUGAUACCUUUUAUGAUGCUACUAUUAGCUAUCGUAUUCCUCGCAUCCAUCGGCAAAUCUCUUGGUGUGCGUAGGCUAUACAUCAAGCUGCUGCUAGCCCUUUUCGAGUAUGGUCGACAAAACAUAGAAAAUGUAAAGAAGAGAAAUGGUACCCUGGAUCCAAAUGAGGAUCUUAACAUAGAAGAAGAAUGUGAAUCACCAACGAUCACGGAAAAAGAUUCAACGAUAACAUCGCCUAAAAUGCAAAACGGGAAUGUGAGUAAUUCGGUGAUAGCCAGGUCGAAAGAUUUAAUCUUGGUCCCAGAACCAGAAAUGCAUAAUCACAAAAAUCAUAUUAACGAAUCGAGCCUCAAAAACGACCAUAAACCAUCAAUAAUUGAUGACAAAGAGGAUAGCCUUAAUCAGAAAAACUCUUUUGAAACGCAAAUCGGAUUUGCGACAAGUUGUUUGGAUUAUAUCAGAGCUGGCGUUGAAGCAAUUAUAGAAGACGAAGUGACUUCACGCUUUGAAGCUGAAGAACUUAAGAAUUGGAACUUGUUAACUCGAACAAAUAGACACUACGAAUUUAUCUCCUGGAAAUUAACUUUUAUAUGGAUGUUCGGAUUCGUCAUGCGUUAUUGUUUCUUGCUACCUUUAAGGAUAUUUAUCUGCUUUGUAGGGGUACUAUAUCUAGUAGUCGUAACAUUUUUAAUCGGCUUUCUGCCGAAUGGCCGCAUAAAACGUUGGGCGAACAACCAGGGCUCCCUUAUUGCAUUCAGGAUAAUGUCCCGUUCUAUCUCGAGUAUGAUCACGAUCCACAAUCCGGAAUACAAACCAAAGAAUGGAGGAGUGUGCGUGUCGAAUCAUACGUCCACUCUUGACGUCUGCAUUUUAUCCACGCAAACGACUUUCUCUUUGAUAGGUCAGAGGCAUGGUGGUUUCUUAGGAAUGUUACAAAGAGCUCUUGCCCGUGCUUCUCCACAUAUAUGGUUUGAACGCUCUGAGGUCAAAGAUAGAGAAGCAGUUGCGAUAAGGCUAAAGAAACACGUAUCAGAUCCUACGAACCCACCGAUACUCAUAUUCCCAGAGGGUACGUGUAUCAACAAUACAUCAGUUAUGCAAUUCAAAAAAGGCAGUUUUGAAGUGGACAGCAUUGUUUAUCCUGUGGCUAUAAAAUACGAUCCAAGAUUUGGAGAUGCAUUUUGGAACAGCAGUCGAUAUUCGAUGGUACAAUAUUUAUAUAUGAUGAUGUCUAGCUGGGCUAUAGUCUGCGAUGUAUGGUAUCUCCCUCCAAUGCUUAGGAAGGAAGGAGAAAGUGCAAUUGAUUUUGCGAAUCGAGUGAAAUCCGUGAUAGCGCGGCAAGGUGGUCUUGUUGAUCUGCAAUGGGACGGUCAACUAAAGAGGAUGAAGCCAAAGAAAGAAUGGAGGGAAAAACAACAAGAAGAAUUCAGUAAACGAUUAAAAGUCGAAUAAAUAGUAAUAUCAUUUCUAGUCAUUGCUUCGUAUGCGCAUAUUACGUGAUAUUUGUUUAUUUGAACAAAAUUAUUUAAUUCAAUUGGUUUCUCUGUUACAUAUGUUUCCAUAUACAUCAUAACCAUAA
Messenger RNA from Trachymyrmex septentrionalis, 1664 nucleotides. It is a transcript of the gene Gpat4, whose product is annotated as glycerol-3-phosphate acyltransferase 3. Lineage: Eukaryota; Metazoa; Arthropoda; Insecta; Hymenoptera; Formicidae. Gene Ontology annotation, cellular component: endoplasmic reticulum. Bases 41 to 1537 code for a protein of 498 amino acids. Gene Ontology annotation, biological process: triglyceride biosynthetic process. The record is from RefSeq and is a predicted model, not a curated record. The transcript has 9 exons. Gene Ontology annotation, molecular function: glycerol-3-phosphate O-acyltransferase activity.